Molecule: messenger RNA, 1098 nt
Organism: Clupea harengus (Atlantic herring)
Lineage: Eukaryota; Metazoa; Chordata; Actinopteri; Clupeiformes; Clupeidae
Product: cholesterol 24-hydroxylase-like
Source: RefSeq, a predicted model, not a curated record
AUGACACGUGUUUCCAUAUCCCCCAAAGAUCUCUGGAAUGGUAAGCGCAACCAUGCAUACUUACGGGGUCUGAUGACUGCCUUCAAUGAGAGAGCGGAGUGCCUGAUGACCAAGCUGGAUGAGUAUGCCGAUAGCCUGACACCCGCACACAUGCACAAGCUGGCCAACUCCUUCGCCCUGGAUGUGAUUGCAAAGGUGGCCUUUGGAGUUGACUUAGAUUCACUGAACAUCAGUGACUCCCCUUUCCCUCGAGCCAUAGAGUUAUGUCCGAAGGGCACGGUCCACAUUAUAGAUCCAACCUUUGCGUUUUUGAGGAAGAACAAAAAAGUGGUGCAGGAAAUUGAGGAAGCUGCCCAGUUUCUUCGUGACACAGGAGCCACCUGGAUAAACGAGCGGAAGAAAGCAGUUCAGAAUGGUGAGGAUGUGCCUAUGGACAUUCUUACACAGAUUCUCAAAAGUGCAGGAAAAAAAAAAGAUGACAACGAUGACGAAAUCAUGCUUGACAACUUUAUCACAUUUUUCAUAGCAGGUCACGAAACAGUUGCUAAUCAGAUUUCAUUUGCCAUCAUGGAACUUGGAAGACAACCUGAGAUACUACUGAGGCUAAAAGAGGAGGUGGAUGAAGUCCUUGGGAUGAAACAAGAGAUCAGCUAUGAGGACCUUGGAAAUCUGACCUACUUAACCCAGGUGCUGAAAGAGACGAGGUUAUAACCAACUGCUCCUGCUACCUCUCGCUGGCUGGCAAAGGAAACAGUCAUUAAUAGCAUCAAGGUCCCUGCAGGAUGUGGCAUUAUGCUCAGUACAUAUGUGAGUUCAAGGAUGGACAAAUUCUUCAAGGAUCCACUGACAUUUGAUCCAGAGAGAUUUAAUUUGAAUGCUCCUAAGCCUUAUUUCUGCUACUAUCCCUUUGCCUUUGGCCCACGGGCCUGCCUUGGGCAAAACUUCUCCCAGAUGGAGGCAAAGGUUGCAAUGGCUAAACUGCUGCAGAGAUUUGACUUCAGCCUGGUGCCAGGGCAGUCUUUUGGCAUCCUAUCCACGGGGACACUGCGGCCGCAGAGCGAGGUGAUAUGCAUGAUCAAACAGCGCAGCAGUGCAUGA